GGCGCCCAUGAGAGCAGUAAACAUAGAACAGAAAGCACAAGUUCGCGACUAGGCCGGCGAUGAUGCUAGGACAGCAUGAUUUCCCUGGCUAAUAAAUAUCUGACGCGUAUAAAUUACCGUGUCAUUCGACAUGCGUCCCUGCCUGCCAAUGCCUCUAUUUCGCUCGGAGAACGCUUGAGGUCGGAGCGACGGCGGUUCUGCACGGGCAACUCUUUUCAGUGCGAGGUGCGCUACGAAUGGAAAAAUCCCAAAUCUGACGACGAAGUGGUCAAUAUCACUUACGUUAAAAAAGAUGGAUCGAAAGUGGCGGUACGGGGCAAAGUUGGCGACAACCUGUUGUACUUGGCUCACCGCUAUGGCAUCGAGAUGGAAGGCGCUUGCGAGGCUUCUCUAGCGUGCACGACUUGUCAUGUCUACGUUGGGGAGGAUUACUACGACAAGCUGCCUGAACCCGAUGAAAAAGAGGACGACCUUUUGGAUCUGGCGCCCUUCCUCAAAGAGAACUCCAGGCUCGGCUGCCAGAUUAUACUGACCAAGGACUUGGAAGGAAUGGAGGUGACGUUGCCGCAGGCGACACGCAACUUCUACGUUGAUGGCCACGUGCCCCAGCCACACUAAGACCGCGAGCUCCUGCUUCUCCGCGUAGUGUAAUUUCAUGAUUGUACAGAUUCUGUUUUAGUGAUUAAAAGCAUGUGCAGUUCA
Messenger RNA from Rhipicephalus microplus (southern cattle tick), 702 nucleotides. It is a transcript of the gene Fdx1, whose product is annotated as Adrenodoxin-like protein 1, mitochondrial Ferredoxin 1. Gene Ontology annotation, cellular component: mitochondrion. Lineage: Eukaryota; Metazoa; Arthropoda; Arachnida; Ixodida; Ixodidae. The record is from RefSeq and is a predicted model, not a curated record. Gene Ontology annotation, molecular function: 2 iron, 2 sulfur cluster binding; electron transfer activity. Gene Ontology annotation, biological process: P450-containing electron transport chain.